AUUCCUCAUAUAGGAGUUUGUAUUUUCAACCACACACUACAAAUUUUGUAAAUCUUGUAUAUGUAGCAUAUGUAAUUCCCCCUCACAUAUAAUACCCUCUAAGACUAAGUAAUUAAAUUUCUUAACAUGGCGAGGCCUCUUCUUAUCUAUCAUGUGCACAAUCUUCUUCUAUCUUCAUCAUCCAUGCUCAACACAACACUUAUAUUUAUUGUGCUUGUUAUUUUCUCUAUAUUUUCCAUCAUCACCUUUAUUUGUGGUACUAAGAACAUGAAGAAGCUCCACACAAAAACAGAGAAUUCCAAGGAAAUCAAGCUAAUUUCGAAGCUAAAUAGAAAAUUUAGUAGUAGAGCAAUUUCAAUGAUGAAGAUGAUAUCUUGGAGAAAAGUGGAAGCAGAAGGAGAAUUGGAAAGGGGAAUUAGAGAUUGUGGUAACCAAGAUGAAGAAGUCCUUUGGAGGAAGAAUAUUUUGAUGGGAGAAAAGUGUCGCCCUCUUGAUGGAGAAAAUUAGUAGUAAUUUUUAAACUUAAGGGUAAGAGAUUUGUUUUGAAGUUUGAUUUGAAGGGUUAGAUUCAAACUUUUAAGUUUUUUAUCAACUUUUUUUCAGGAAAUUAAAUGGAUUUCUGAUUUUGUGUGUUAACAAAAAUGUCUCAAUGUUUCCUUAACAGUGGUUUAUGAAGAAAUAUAUUUAAACAUAGACUAAAAUAUUAAUGUUUCAA
This is a messenger RNA of Cicer arietinum (chickpea), 715 nucleotides long. The record is from RefSeq and is a predicted model, not a curated record. NCBI's taxonomy places the organism in Eukaryota, Viridiplantae, Streptophyta, Magnoliopsida, Fabales, Fabaceae.